Microthlaspi erraticum is the source of this 1854-nucleotide messenger RNA. The record is from the annotation of a GenBank genome assembly. NCBI's taxonomy places the organism in Eukaryota, Viridiplantae, Streptophyta, Magnoliopsida, Brassicales, Brassicaceae.
AUGGUUGCUCAAUUUCUCAAGAACCAGCAAAGGGAUGCAUACCAAUGUGAGAACAUGGGAGCUUCUCAUGGUAAGGAUAAAGAGGAGUGUAAUGGUGAUAACUCUCAUAAGCAGCAAGGAGAAGUCAACUACAUUGAUGCUAGAGAGGAAAGACUUGAAGCUAUGAUGCAACAGCUAAUGGAAAAUCAACAACAUAUGAUGGAAAGACAAGAGCAAAACGCCCAAGAGAUUGAAAACCUUGAGUUCAAAAUGGCGAACGACUAUGGUCAUCUCAACAGAAAAGAUGAUGAGAUAUUUGCAAAGCUCUUUGAUCUAACCAAUCAUGUGAAGAUGCUUGAGGUGCAAGUUGCUCAAACUGCAGAAGGUAUGAAGAGGCAAGAGGGUUUUCUUCCAAGUAAGACUGAGUUAAAUCCAAGAGUUUGCAAAGUUAUCACAACUCAGAACAAGGACGUGGUCUCACCAGCCCCUAGAGAUCAUUCAACCCUCAAAAACCCAUUGGAAUGGCCUGAAGAUGAUGAGCCAAUCUACAAGGGACCUCAUCAAAGAAAGCUGCAUAAGAUGGAAGAUCCAGGGCAAUUUGUUUUCCCAUGCACAAUCAAUGGUAUGGAUUUUAUUGAUUCCCUCUGCGAUACAGGAGCUAAUGUGAAUGUUAUGUCUAAGCUUAUAGCAGAUGAGCUUGGAAUAGUUGACAUUAAAGACUCUCAAACAUCACUGAAGUUUGGAAACGCCUCUACUAUUACCCCAUAUGGCUUUGCUCAAGAUAUAUUGGUACAAGUGGGAGGUUGUCUUGUUCCUACAGAUUUUCAUAUUCUAGAGAUGAAUGAGGAACCCCUAACGCCAUUGGUUUUUGGUAGUUCCUUCCUUGCAACAGUUGGAGCUAAUGUGGACUAUCCAAACCAAAGAGUUUCUUUCUCUAGAGUAAAGAAAAGAGUCUUUUAUCCAGCAGUCCCUACCAAGAGCUCUUAUUGUAUAACCAUUAGGAAUGGCAGCAGAUUGAGUUUAGACCAUGGAGAAGAGAAGGAGAAGCCUCAAAACGUUUCCAAGCAAGCUCUUUACAUAAGAUCUUAUGAAGUUAUCAAAUCAGUGAACUCUGAUCAUGAAAGUUGCUUAAGAGACAAGGUUUCGACUGUGAUGCCUAAAGAGUGUGAUGCAGAUAGUUCUAAGGAAGUUUUCCACCUUGAGAGACGUCCUAGAGCACCUCCAAAACCAGCACCAUCCGACACUCCUUGGUUUAGAUACAUUGCCAACUAUCUUGCUGCUGAUCAUCCACCACCCCAAUUCUUUGGCUACAAGAAGAAGAAAUUCUUACGUGAUGUUAGAAGGUACUUUUGGGACGAACCUUAUCUUUAUAAACAUUGUUCUGAUGGUAUGUUUAGAAGAUGUAUUCCAGAAGAAGAAGUCCCAGGAGUUCUCUUUGCUUGUCAUGGAUCUGACUAUGCAGGACAUUUUGCUACUAACAAGACUGUUGCUAAGAUCUUGCAAGCUGGUUUUUGGUGGCCCACCAUGUUUAAGGACGCCCAUGACUUCAUCUCUAAGUGUGAUGCUUGCCAGAGACAAGGAAACAUCAGCAAAAGGAAUGAGAUGCCACAAAACUUCAUCCAAGAAGUGGAAGUUUUUGAUGUUUGGGGAAUAGACUUCAUGGGUCCUUUUCCUUCUUCUUAUGGGAACAAGUACAUCCUUGUUGCUGUUGACUAUGUGUCUAAGUGGGUAGAAGCCAUAGCCAGCCCUACAAACGACUCCAAGGUGGUGAUAAAGUUAUUCAAGUCGAUCAUCUUUCCAAGAUUUGGUAUCCCAAGAGUUGUGAUUAGUGAUGGAGGAUCUCAUUUCAUCAACAAGGUCUUUGAAAGUCUUUGA